AUGCCGAAAGGAGAAAGUCUCAAUAAAAAUGGAGAGAAAGGAAGGGAGAUGACACAAACAAAACAAGGAUGUCAAGUUGUGAGACUGGUAUGGGAGACAAAAGGCAAGGAGAAUUCCUGGGAAGGAGAAGAAAAAUGGGCAGGCUACCCGCACAACGGAAUCCAAUCCAUCCCGAAAGAGACUUUGUGUGAGCGAGCUUCGACAACCCACUCCCGACAAGUCAACCAACAAACCGUCAAAAUGGUCAAGAAGAGGGCGAACAACGGCCGCAACAAGAAUGGCCGCGGCCACGUCAAGCCUGUGCGUUGCUCCAACUGCGCUCGCUGCACCCCCAAGGACAAGGCCAUCAAGCGCUUCACCAUCCGCAACAUGGUCGAGUCUGCUGCCAUCCGUGAUAUCUCCGAGGCUUCCGUCUUCGCUGAGUACUCUGUCCCCAAGAUGUACUUGAAGCUCCAGUACUGCGUGUCCUGCGCCAUUCACGGCAAGAUUGUCCGUGUUCGCUCCCGCGAAGGCCGCCGCAACCGUGCUCCCCCUCCCCGUAUUCGCUUCAACAAGGACGGCAAGAAGCUCCAGCCCCCUACUGCCGCCAAGGCUUUGUAAGGAGAUGAAUGUCGCAUGAUGAACAAAAUAAAAUUGAACUAGUUUGAAAUGAAUUCUUUUAUUUUGUCUUCACUCUUCGCAUUGGUGUUCUUCUUGACCGGAUCGCAGGGGUGAUGCUCGGUCCCGAAACUGCCGGCCAUGC
Molecule: messenger RNA, 742 nt
Organism: Penicillium coprophilum
Lineage: Eukaryota; Fungi; Ascomycota; Eurotiomycetes; Eurotiales; Aspergillaceae
Product: 40S ribosomal eS26 domain-containing protein
Exons: 6
Coding region: 1-600 (199 amino acids)
Biological process (GO): translation
Cellular component (GO): cytosolic small ribosomal subunit; ribosome
Molecular function (GO): structural constituent of ribosome; mRNA binding
Source: RefSeq, a predicted model, not a curated record